Messenger RNA from Python bivittatus (Burmese python), 7850 nucleotides. Lineage: Eukaryota; Metazoa; Chordata; Lepidosauria; Squamata; Pythonidae. The record is from RefSeq and is a predicted model, not a curated record.
AUAUUUCUGCAGCAAUGCUUUUAUGUAUUUUACAAAUAAGACGAUUAAAGGAAUCAGCUAGAAUGUAUGUUUUACCCAGGAAAUGGUUUUCCAUUCUGAAUUUAAUUGGGUUCAUCUUGUCUUUUAUUCUGUGUAAAUAAAUGUUUAAAUUUUGUCAUAGUAUUUCUAUACUUUCGAUAAGACUGAAUUUAGGUGUGCUGAGCAUGUUAUCCUUAGCGGCAUGGCUGCCACCUUCUUUCUGGUUACUGUCUCAGUACUUUAAAAUGUGGAUGUUUUCUGCUGGAGUGGAUUCUGUAAUUAUAGAUCAGGUUGACAGUCCAGUUACAGUGUUUCUUAGCAUUAGACAUGUCCUGGAAUGAAGUGCUCACCAAAUGGGACAGAGAUUUAUGUUAUCCAGAUUUGGUUUGGGAACAACCAUUGUUGGAGGCAGCAACUGGGAAACUAUGUAUACGCUCUUCACAAAUGAUGUGGCGUUAUUUCUGAUACAAGGCUAGAUGGGAAGAAAAGCCAGUAUUUUUACAUUAACAAUUACUAUUACUGUAAGGUAGUUUGUAAUACUAGCUUUAACAAAAUUAUCCUUCUAUAGAGGAUACUGUAUUUUUAAUUAGUUAUAAAUGAUUUUAGUUAAUAAUGAAAAUCUUCAGCUUCAGUUGUUAUUUUCUUCUGCAAUAGAGAAUGAAAGAAUUGUCACUGGUUGGCUUAAUGAACAUAAUGGUUAGGUUUGCAGAAUACCCUGGAAUGCAGAAUAGCUAACCAGAUGUUAAUCUUAAGAGUGCUGUGUGAACUCAUUCCAUAUGGUUAGUUGGUGAUGCAAUAUGUUAACCAUAUGUAAACGUACAAAUGAAUAGAAGAAAUGUAGUUUGAAUGGUUUUCUAGCUAAAAUCUUUGGUCUUAAACUGGCGGAGGCUGCUAGCAUGUAACUUGCCAUUCUUUUGAAGAGAAAGGAACAGGUCUGCUAGGCAAUCUAAUUUGUUGAGUGUGUCAGUAAUCCAAGCUGUAUUUACAGUGUACAAAAUUCACUUCUGACAAAUUAUAUCACUGGAAACUUACCUGUGUAUUUAAAACGUAUUUGAAGUGUUUGCUGUGUUAGCCAAGAAUGCUAAUUUUCUGGCAUAGUAAAAACUAAUCUUACAAUUGGAUGGCACAUAAAUGCUGUAAAAAUACAUGAAUAAAUAUUAAUAAUGAAGAAUAAAUGCACUGUCGGUACCAAAGCCAGCUUUAGGUAGUGCCUGUUGCUAAAAAUCAGUGUUCUGUGAUGAUAGAGAUCUCAAGCGUAUUCUGUUGAUAAUGAUUCAUAUCGCUUAAAUAAUUUGCUUACCUUUAACAUACAACAGAUUUAAAGAAAAACUUCAGAUACAGUUGAACCAUUAAGACACAUUUAAGUAUGAAGAAUCCUUUCCAUGUUGUUUUUCCCUUUAAGAAUGUGAAAUUGUCUGCUGAAGUAGAACCGUUCAUUCCUCAGAAGAAGGGCCCCGAUUCACUGGUGAUGCCUAUGGCGCUGCCUAAUGAUAAUGGAAAUAUCAGUGGUGUGGAGGCAACUCCUAUUCCCAGCUACCUGAUUACAUGCUACCCAUUUGUUCAAGAAAACCAAUCCAACAGACAACUUCCACUGUAUAAUAAUGACAUCAGGUGGCAACAGCCCAACCCAAAUCCUGCUGGGCCAUAUCUUGCUUAUCCCAUUAUAUCUACUCAGCCACCAGUUUCCACUGAGUAUACCUAUUACCAACUGAUGCCAGCACCAUGUACUCAAGUCAUGGGAUUCUAUCAUCCAUUCCCAGCACCUUACUCUGCACCCUUUCAGUCUGCAAGUGCCAUCAAUACAGUUACAGCACAAUGCACAGAUCGUCCAGCCCAGCCAAGCCAGGCCUUUCCAUUAUGUAGCCCAAGGAGCAGAAGUGCCAGCAGAGGGUCAGUGGUGCAAAAACUGCAGCCUUCUCAGCCUCACAUAAAGAGCAAAAGGCCUCCAGUGAAAAACGUUGCUAUCCAGAAGGAGACAAGCGCUUCAGGCCCUGAGAACAGACCCAAAAUUGUCCUGUUGGUGGAUGCUUGUCAGCAAACAGACUUCCCUUCAGAGAUUGCCAGCAGAUCCCUGUCAGAGAGCGUGAGCGCCCCGCACUGGAAGCCGAGGGGCAGGCGGCGGCGAGCCUCACACCCUGCCGAGUCCUCGAGCGAGCAGGGGGCCAGCGAAGCCGAUAUCGACAGCGACAGCGGCUAUUGCAGCCCUAAACACAGCAACCAGGCUGCGGCGGCCAUAUCCAGGAGUGUUGAAUCUGCCGGAACAAACAUCAAAGAAUCGUCCAUACAUCCAGUGGGCGCCAGUUGGGCAAGCGUCAGUUCCCAAGCAACUCAGAAGAAGCCUUGGGUAGAGAGAACCUCUUUCUCAAGAGGUGGAAGGCAACCUGAACAUCAGCAUGAUUCACAGCCUGGUUUUAGAUGUAGAGGUCACAGCACAUCUUCAGAAAGGAAACAGAGUUUGCAGAAGAAAAUUGAGAAACCAGUAAUCACAAGCCAGUCAAACAGAGUAGAGCAGAGCCCUGAACUGCUAUAUUUUGGGGAUGAAGAAGAAUUCCCCGAACUAAAUUGUGAUAGCGGACAUUCUAAAGCUGGUAACAUGCAGCUGAAGCACGCACCCAAAAUGUUGGAUGAUUUACCUGAAAAUUCUCCAAUCAAUAUAGUACAGACUCCGAUUCCAAUCACUACCUCUGUUCCCAAACGAGCAAAAAGUCAGAAGAAAAAAGCUCUUGCAGCAGCACUGGCUACAGCUCAAGAGUACUCAGAAAUUAGUAUGGAGCAGAGGAAACUUCAGGAAGCUGUUUCAAAAGCAGCUGGAAAGAAGAGUAAAACUCCUGUGCAGUUAGACUUGGGGGACAUGCUGGCAGCUCUUGAAAAACAGCAGCAGGCAAUGAAAGCUCGUCAGAUCACAAACACCAGACCCCUCUCCUACACAGUUGGCAGCGCAGUUCCUUUUCACACCAAAGAAUCCACCAGCCGGAAAUCCUUCUCCAAAGGACAACCAUCGGUGGGUUGCCUUAAUCCUUUGGAUUCCACUGCCCCAAAAGUCAAACGAGGAAAAGAGAGAGAACUGUCAAAGCUGAAGCGCCCUACAGCCCUGAAAAAGAUUAUUUUGAAAGAGAGAGAAGAAAAGAAAGGACGUUUAUCAGUAGAUCACAGCCUUUUGGGUGGUGAUGAGGAACAAGAGGUGACUCUGACUUCUAACCAGGCAGAAGAACUAACAUCUCAAGAAGAAACUGGCCUGAGUGUGCCGAGUGACACCUCCCUCUCUCCAGCAAGCCAGAAUUCUCCCUACUGCAUGACUCCGGUAUCCCAAGGUUCUCCUGCAAGUUCAGGGAUAGGAAGCCCAAUGGCAUCUUCAACUAUAACAAAAAUUCACAGCAAACGAUUCAGAGAGUACUGUAAUCAAGUUCUCAGUAAAGAAAUAGAUGAAUGCGUGACUCUCCUGCUGCAAGAGCUUGUCAGCUUCCAAGAACGAAUUUAUCUGAAGGAUCCUAUAAAAGCUAAAGCAAAGAGGAGACUUGUGAUGGGGCUGCGAGAGGUUACAAAGCAUAUGAAGUUAAGCAAGAUCAAAUGUGUUAUUAUUUCUCCCAACUGUGAGAAGAUCCAGUCAAAAGGUGGACUAGAUGAAGCUCUGUAUAACGUGAUUGCCAUGGCUCGAGAACAAGAAAUCCCUUUUGUCUUUGCCCUUGGACGCAAAGCUCUUGGUCGCUGUGUCAACAAGUUAGUCCCUGUCAGUGUGGUGGGGAUCUUCAAUUACUCAGGUGCUGAGAACCUCUUCAAUAAACUGGUUUCGCUGACUGAAGAGGCCAGGAAAGCCUACCGAGAUAUGGUUGCAGCCAUGGAGCAAGAACAGGAGGAGGCCCUAAAGAACAUUAAGAAGGUGCCCCACCACAUGGGACAUUCCCGGAACCCUUCAGCAGCAAGCGCCAUUUCAUUCUGCAGUGUUAUUUCCGAGCCAAUUUCAGAGGUGAAUGAGAAGGAGUACGAAACAAAUUGGAGGAAUAUGGUGGAAACCUCAGAUGGCUUGGAAGCAUCUGAAAAUGAAAGAGAAGUGGUGUGCAAGGUUGCUGCUUCAGAAAAACCUGGCAGCCAUAAUGCUACUGCUGGUAAGCAGUUAUCUCUAGCUGCCGUUGGCCUCAUGACAGUUGCAUCUCAUGGGAAACCACUAAGUGGGAAAGAGGAAGUGAAGCCAGAUGACAAUCUGGAAUGGGCCUCUCAGCAAAGUACAGACACAGGAUCUUUAGAUGGCAGUUGCCGGGAUAUUUUGAACUCCUCCAUGACCAGUACAACGAGUACUCUUGUGCCAGGAAUGCUUGAAGAAGAUGAGGAAGAGGAGGAGGAGGAGGAGGAGGAGGACUACGCCCAUGAACCCAUAUCAGAAGAAGUUCAGCUCAACAGCAGAAUUGAAUCAUGGGUCUCAGAGACUCAGCGGACUAUGGAAACACUUCAACUUGGAAAGAGCCUCAGUGGUGCGGAAGAUGAGAACGUUGAACAAAGCGAGGAGGAAGAACUGGAAACUCCUGAGCCAGCCGAAUUGGUUCUUGACAGUGAAGAAUGGACAAUGGACAAGGCUACAAAUAAAGCUCAGCAGAAGUCUAAUACCUGCACUUCCCUUGAUACAAAACAUACAGACUCAAAUUAUAUACCAUAAACUUUAAGCCCAAACUCAGGAAACUUUACUAUUUUAAAAAAACUAAUUGUUGUAAGGAUUGCAGCCAUUGCUUUGUGUGCUUCAUCUCAGCAUUUUGCACUGUGUAACAUUUAAUAUGCAUAUUUAAUUCACAACAUAUUUUUUGUAGCGGUCUUUAUUACUUCUUCAUUGAGACCUAGAGUGUGCAUGUAUGAUUAAUAUUUAUAUCUUUCUUAGAACAGGCUAUGUGUGUUAAACUGUCAUUGGGCAUCUUUUUCGUAUGAGAAAACUAUUUGCACCUGACCAUUUUUAAUGCAAAACUCUUCUCAAACUGAAAAAUUCUUACAUAUUUUUAAAGCAUUGACAGUAUUGACCAAUAUUUGCUUCGUCCUGAUCUUUUUUGGGAGGUAUUUGGCCACUGAGUCCCUAAAAUUAGGCCAGAGUGAUUUUUUUUUCAGGCUAUUACAGGUGACUAUAAUCAGAAUGAAAAUGUGUUCUGAAAAAAGGGCUAGAAAGAUGUAUAUUAGCUAGUCACUGAAUCAGUGCAUCUUCUUAGUAGUAUCUUAGAAUAUUUGUUUAAGAAAUAACACUCCUGAAGGACUGGUUGCAGUUGGCUAAAAGCAUUUGGCUAGGUACUUUGGAGAAACAUCUCUUAGCGGGUACUUUGAUGAGGAUGUAUCUGUUUACUUUCCAACUGACUACUUUAACAUUGUCACUGUGCCUGCAGGACUGCCAAAAAGGGCCCAUUAACCACCACAAACUUUCAUUGUUUGGCUUUCUUAAUUUCUGCUACAUUGCAGCGCGCCAUUUUCUGACUGCUUCUUAAUGCUUUCACUGAUCUCAGGAAUGUUACUAUGAGUUUAUACAUGCUAUGUAAAUAGAAAGUUAGAAUCAGAUAUCGACCAUUUAGCAAAAAAUGAAAUAUGAAGCUUGGGGGAAUUUACUGGGGAAAGGGAAAGAAAGUUGGUGUUCAGAUCACCUCACUGUUUGCUUGAGAUUGGUCUUGCUGAGAAUGUGAACUCUGUGGUCUUCUAGCAGUUUGCCCCAUUGAAAGUAGACUUUCAUAAAUGUGAGAGGUAGAAGUGGCUAAGCAGUAGGGAAAUAUCCUUCGGCUUGUGGAGUUUCAGAAUGGGGGAGAGAAGAACUGUUAUUUUUAAUGAUUUGCUUAAAUUUUGCAUGCCUAUUCUGAGUUUUCUAGCACUCAUUUCACCAAACCAAGUCGCAUAAAGGCGGGGGGGGGGGAACGGUGAUGGUAGAAGUAGUGCAAGAAGACAAACUUUAUGAAAAUAUGGCUGUCCCCAGCAGCGUAAAAUAUUUCAUAGGUCGGUUGCUCUCUUAAUAGUUUGGGACCAAUAACUAUCAUAUCUGAAGCUAGGUUUUUUUAUUUCUAAUAAGAAAAAUCUGAUGAAAUGUUUCACAAUUGUCUGUUGUCACCUAGUGUUAAGGAAUGUAGCGGAAAAAAAAGUUUGUAUAAUUAGCUGUUGUACAUGGAACCAGUAUGUGAUGAGUAGGAAAAGGAUUGGAGGCUACCUGCAUCCUUGCAGACUGUCCACAAAUUGAUAUUUCUUCCCUCUCUCCUCUUGAAGUGCUAAUCAAUCAAAAUGACUUCGUUCUUCAGUAGAUGUUGUCUUAAAUGUGUGUCUCUUUUUUUAAAACCUGGUUUGUCCCUUGCCAGUUUGCAUAAAACCAGUAGAUAAGUAUACACCCCACCCCCCUUUUCCCAUUAUAUGUUUCAAAUUUAGUCAAAACAUUCUGGUGUAUCUCAGUUUGACCUCCCACGUGAAUGUGCUGAUCUCCAAACUGCAGCAGGUCUCCUUAGGACAAACAGCAUAUCAUGGGCUGAAGCCAUUCUUCAUAAAAUGCUCAUUUUGGGGAGGGGGCCCCUAAGAACUGGUUGAGAAUAGAAUAUGUCUAUGAAGUAUGUUAGAUUGUAUUCCAUUUUCAAAGUGUUUCCUUUUGUCUUUUGUCUUUUUGCAAUGCAGUGAGGUAUUACGUUUAUGUUCAUUCUUUUGAUGGGUUCUCUUCCAAUGCUGUAAUAGUCCUUGAUGUUUCUUCUGAACAGCUUAAUUUUCAUUUCUUUUCAAAUAGGCCUGUUUCUGCUGUCUUAUUGGUAUAAAUUUGGAACAAGCUCAACAAUGUUUCCUCUUCCUUAAAGUCAAUUUAAUUAAUUUCACUAGAGUUAAUGGCAAAAGAUGGGAAUUUCAGGGAUGGGUGGGGGUAUAUGUCUGAUGGGUUAGAGGUGACCAUAUAGGGAAUAGUCAUAAGCACUUCCAGUAUUUGUAUAAAAAGAGCUUGCCACUGGGUAAUAAGAGAACACCAAGGUGGGCUGAUGCACUGAAAUCUGUGGUGGGCCAAAUAAGAAUAUGGGGUUUGUAGGUUACUAAUACAAUGCUUUGUUCUAGUACAUAUGUGUUUAUACUAUUAAAGUCCAUUACCUGUAUUCCUCCCUUGUUAUGCCCUAUUCCCCAGCUUACAUUUUAAAUGGCAUGUUUUUACAAACUUGAAAUUUGAUCAGUGAUUGGUGUUGUGUUUGACCUGCUGUUUGGGUUUUUAAAAAAAUGGAAAAGAUCCUUUUGAAUGAUGCACUUGUAUGUACUCUGAACACAUCACUAGGAGAUACCUUGGAAUCUUCUUUAGGUGGAUCUAUGCAGUGUAGCUAAAUCCAGUUGUCAGCUGGAAGCUCUUAAAUUUUAAUGGCAUGGGAGCAAAAACGUCUUGUUUGAAAAGCUGCUGUCUACUGAAAUUGUCGUAAUCUGUGUGCGUGUGUGAAGUUGUGCCAAUUAAUCAAGAUGCUCUGUCAAUUUACCAGAUUUUAAUCACUAACUCAGAACACUUUAAAAAAGCCAUAAAUGGAAACUGUACAGCUUCAUGCCCAGUUCAGUCCUACACAAACAAUCUUAAACAAUUAACAAUUUGAAAAAUCAACAGAAGGGCACAGUCUAAUUAAUGUUUAUAUGUGGUUAAUGUACUUUUAAAGACUAUACUUAGGUAAUGUCUGUUAAUCUUUGAUACCUGUACACUAAAUAUCAGUAACAGAUCUAAAGUUUAAAUUAGAAAAAAUAAUGAAAUGACUUCAUGAACAAGUUCUGUCUAUGUUCUCCUUUUUAUGAAGGAUAAUUCUGUCUACCAUACCUUUUUGGAGUAAUAACAGCUUUUGCACUAUGUAAAUACUAGUGGGGGUUCUUCCACAAUGAAUAAAAAUGAU